Molecule: messenger RNA, 828 nt
Organism: Schizophyllum commune H4-8
Lineage: Eukaryota; Fungi; Basidiomycota; Agaricomycetes; Agaricales; Schizophyllaceae
Exons: 2
Coding region: 97-828 (243 amino acids)
Source: RefSeq, a predicted model, not a curated record
GAACCGAACAUCCAUCUGCCUCGUACACACUCUCUAUCCAAACCGCCUGUCAUUACUCUUCUCUAUCUAUCCUGCCAAAAUCGCUCAAAGCACGUCAUGGCGUCGCAACGCAUAUAUUCGCUUUUGUCCACAGGCGGUCCUUCGCACCCAGCGUCGUCGUCGUCGCCUCGAAGACCUUAUCUCGCCGAGUCCGCUGAAGGGCGCAAUGUGCAUCUGCCGCUUUCCGCUUCGACAUCCUCUCUGCCGGCCCAUUUCUCGCCUUCUACAAAUCUGUUGCCGUCGACUAGCACUCCGUCAAUCCGCGCUUCAUUCCCUCGCGCUCCAUCGGCCUGCGCUCCCUCGCUGCCUUCUGCCCUUUCUUCGCCCCCUUCACUGGAGCCCCUCGAGCUGCACCCCUUUGAGCCCGCCCUCUAUGCGAACCCACAACGUUCGACUGCUCGCGCACUGGCUGCUGUACUACCUUUGCCGAAUUCUACGUCAAUCCGCCAUGACUCGCCUUCGUCAAGAACUCCUCGCUCGUAUCCCGCCUCGACAUCUGCAGUGGACGAUUUCCCAGACGUGGUAACCUCGCCGAACGAUUGGGGGCCGUUCCUUCCCUCGCCAUCCUCAGAUGCUCGACAUGACCAGCAUGCAAGAUCGAAUCCAUCAGUCUUGCUGCCGCCUUCGUUCAAAUUCAUGUCAGACGAACUGCAAGCGUUAUCCUCCACCCAACCACACUGCGACCGUCUAUCGAACUUGGCGUGGGACGUUCGCGGUCCCAACCUAGAUUCCAUCCCUCUCAUGCCCAGGAUAGUAUACUGGUAUAAGAAGCAGCCCGGCGAUCCGUGA